AUGGCUGUACCAGUUAUCAUCAAAAUAGCUUUAUUUUCUCAAUCCAUAUUUGUUGGCGGUAACGUUAUAAUAUCAGGAGUUUUUAUUCCCUCAAUACUUCAAAAUUAUCAUUCAGACACAGCCCAGGCAAAGCAAUGGGUCAAAUUGUACGAUGAUUGUUCCAAGAUAAUGGGAUUCAGUGCAUUAGUUAGCUUUGGAAUCUACUUUUAUGAAGUUUUGUUCGACAAUGUCACUAGGGAAUUUCGAAAUGCGUGUAUGAUAAGUGGAAUAGCAUCAAUUGCCGUUAUUCCCUUUACUGCUCUCUUCAUACUUCCAACUGUGAAGAAGCUCAAAGAAAUUGCAAAAAUCAAUAACGUUGAAGAGAUAAAAACUACCGGACUUCAAUCCCACAUUAGUACUUGGAAUAAGCUAAGCAUUGCAAGGGCUGCGAUCUUUACCGUUGGAUUUGUGAAUUCUCUUGCCAAUUUCGUAUGA
Priceomyces carsonii is the source of this 474-nucleotide messenger RNA. Its product is annotated as anthrone oxygenase family protein. NCBI's taxonomy places the organism in Eukaryota, Fungi, Ascomycota, Pichiomycetes, Serinales, Debaryomycetaceae. The coding region runs from base 1 to 474 and encodes 157 amino acids. The record is from RefSeq and is a predicted model, not a curated record. The transcript has a single exon.